GGAAACUUCCUACUGCCUUCAAAGUCAAAUGUGCCGUGCAGUGCUGUCACUAUUAUGCGCGCUGUCACACUAGGUACAGUGGCCACGCAAGAGACGUCCAUUCUGAAGUUGGACCAAGACUUAUUAGCCCACCGUUGCUGUACUGAAAGCAUCCCUCAACCACACACACCCGUCCUCUCACUUGCCCCAGCAUUCAUUUUGCACUUUGCUAGUAGCUUCCACCGCACAUCAUCGCUACUGCUCUUCUGCAAUUUUCCGUUCUGCUUUCUUCAUCUUCGUUCGGAGGUGGACACCAGGUCCAGCCUCUCGGCGACGCCGGAUCAGUUCUUUGUGCGGGAGGCGGAGAAGAAUCACCAGGUCCGGGCUCGCCCUCAGCGAGAACGCGCUCCCAUGUUCAGGUUACUGGGUGCACUACCAGGAUUUAUUUACGUAUAGAUAUUGCAGCCUAGCUAGCCUUCACCCCAAAGCUUGCAAUGGCGGCUGCAGUUACCAUUGGUGCUGCUGUGGGAUGGGGCGUAUCCGCAGUAGGCUGGCUCGCCUCGCCCAUUAUUUCAAGGGUCCUCAACAAAGGUUUCGCCCUCCUUGACUUUGAUGCAACGGAGAAGCUAAAGAUACUCGACAUACAAAUUUUACAGCUGCAGCGUGUGAUGGAGGUAGUCGACGAGAGUACUUACAGGGUUCGCUUGGAGCCACUGUUAGACAAGCUUAAAUCUGCUCUCUACGAAGCCGAAGACAUCUUGGAUGCUCUCGAGUAUCAGCGUCUCAAGAAGCAGAUCCAUGAUGGCAAGUCUCAAGAUGGCAGUAAGGUGGAUUCGCUGAAGAAGAAUGUUCGGUCUGUCAUGUCCAACCCCCAAAAUCAUAAGAAAAGUGGUAUGUCAAAAGUGGAGUUGAAGGAGAGCCUAGAGAAGAUAGAAAGUGCUAUAAGCGAUGCAUGUAAAGUUUUGGAACAACUGAAGUUGCUAGGUGUAAGUAAUGAUAAUGGGAGUCGAGCUAUUGCUACCAAUUCACGCAGUGCAGUCACUACUGCAGGUCCUCCGACGCGAGUAAUUGGUCGGGAUCAGGAUCGUGACAAGAUCAUAGCAAUGCUUAAUGAGAACAAAGACCAAUUCCAAACAAAUAUCGUCAAUGGUAGUGGCGGAGCCUCACCGGGACCAUUUUGGGCCCUGGUCCGGGCUUUUCAGAAAAUUCUCAGAGCAUAUGUCCUGUAUUGGUGUAGUGGACUUAUUGCUUGGUUUUAUAGAUCUGAACCAACUGAGCUAGGCUUUGCUACGGCCGAUGCUCCAUCACUUAGUGGAACUUGCUACUCUGUAAUUGGCAUUCAUGGUAUUGCCGGGUCUGGGAAAUCAACACUUGCACAAUAUGUUUAUGAACAUGAGAAAAAGUACAAGCAAGAGAAAAUGGAAGGCCAUUUUGAUAUUGUCAUGUGGAUUCAUGUUUCUCAGAAAUUUGAUUUGGAUUCCAUUUUCAGAGAGAUGUUUGAGGGGGCUACAGGGAAAGCAUGCGAUAACUUCAGUAGUCGUAACGUCCUAAAGGAAAAACUGGAGGAUGAACUGCGUGGAAAACAGAUUUUGUUGGUGCUGGAUGAUGUCUGGUAUAACAUUAAGAAUUCGGGAGAUCGUGAAGAGCUACAAAUUUUGAUUUCUCCACUUAAUGUUGGAAAGGCGGGAAGCAAAAUCUUGGUGACUAGUCGAACUGAAGCUGCAUUAGUAACUCUAGGUGCUGUAAAAGAGCGAUGCAUUCCAAUAUCUGACUUGGAUGAGAAAGUGUUCCUUGAAAUGUUCAUGCAUUAUGCACUUCGAGAUACAAGGGUAAGUGAACAUGAUCGCAGAAUACUUGAAAUGAUCGGAGAGGACAUUGCCAAAAAGCUGAAGGGAUCACCUCUAGCAGCCAGAACAGUGGGUUCACGGCUCCGUGAGACACAAACUAUUGAGUUUUGGAGGAGUCAGAAAGAUCGGGACCUUUUGAAUGACACAAUGGGAGCUCUGUGGUGGAGCUACCAAUAUCUUGAUGAGCAAGUCAGGCGAUGCUUCGCUUACUGCAGUAUUUUCCCUAGACGACAUCGUCUGAAACGUGAUGAGUUAGUUAAGUUGUGGGUAGCAGAAGGGUUUAUAAAGACUGGUAAGGCUGAAGAGGAAAUGGAAGAUGUUGCUAAGAAUUAUUUUGAUGAAUUGCUGUCGGCCUCAUUUCUGCAAUUAGGAGGGAAAGACAAGUUAUUUGAACGUGAGGUGGAUUACUUUACUAUUCAUGAUCUGUUAUGUGAUUUAGCAGAGGAGGUUGCUGGAAGAGAUUGCUUCAGGAUCGAGAAAGGCUGCACAGGAGAAGUUCCUAAAGAUGUUCGGUAUCUCUUUGUUGCGACUUAUGAUAGAGAAUUGCUUACUAAGAAGAUAUCUGGACUGCAGAACUUACGCACUCUCAUAAUCGAUGCUUACAUAGAGGUUAAAUCAAACGAGUACCAAGUCUUUGCGAGUAUGUUCACUACGUUCAUGGGGCUGCGGAAAUUGCGUGUACUGAAUUUAUGUCUCAUUGGAACUGGUCUCCGCAAGUUCUCAUUCCCGGAUUCUAUUGGUCAGUUGAAGCAUCUGCGUUAUUUUCUUUUUUGGGUGACUGCACUUACCAGGCUAACUGUACCGGCUGCUUUUACGAAGCUGUACCACAUGCAGGUGGUAGAUUUUGGCGGUUGUCGUGAUUUGGCGUUUUCUAGUAGUGAAGAUAUGAUGAAUCUCGUCAACUUGCGCUGUGUAAUCAGUGAGGCACGUCUGGAUUUUCCAGACGUGGGCAGGCUGACAUGGCUCCAAAUGUUACCGUUCUUCACAAUAAGGAAGAAAAAGGGGUAUGAGCCACAUCAGCUGAAACACCUAAACAAGCUUCAAGGCACGCUGUACAUCUGCGGUCUUGAGAAUGUUGAGAGCAAGGAGGAGGCUCUUGAAGUCAAUCUUGCAGCCAAGGAAAAACUCACAGAACUUGUACUUCAAUGGAAAAGGGGGAGCUGCAGCCCAGAAGUUCAAGCAGAGGUAGUUGAGGGUCUUUGCCCAUCGAAGUAUCUUGAACGACUAGAAAUCAGGAAUUACCUUGCUUCGGGGUUACCGAAUUGGAUUGUGGGUAUGCAUAGCGGCUCCCCAAAGAACCUCCAAGAACUUAUCUUCAGGAACUGUGGCCAGCUGGGACCUGCUGGUGACCUUGGAGCUUUCGUUUAUCUUCUUUCGCUAUGUCUUGUUGAAUGCAGCUGGGAUGCAUUACCAGGUAAUAUGGAUCAUCUCACGUCGCUCAAGAAACUGGAGAUCACAGUUUGCAUGAAUAUACGGUCGCUUCCAACGCUGCCUAUGUCUCUUGAGGAGUUUACACUCAUGUACUGCAACCGUGAGUUCAUGCGAUCUUGUACGACGGCUGCUGAUCCAAAUUGGCAAAAGAUUGAGCACAUUCCAAAGAAAACAAUUAUAAGUUCUUGAGAAAGGCCCAUACAGGAAGGUGAAGUGCUCAAGUGAAACUAUGGAUAAUGCAAAGUGCCAUCUCUGCAUGCAGUGAUGACUGAUGAACACUGAAUGUAGUUGUUUACUAUGGUGGUUCUGAGAAGAAAAGUGCGUGCUGGAGAUGACAAGUUCGUUGUGGAUGCUUGCCAGGAGCCCACCUCCACUGAUGUGGACGGAUCCAGGCUGAUGGGGUAUCGGCUGAAGCUUUUGUCACCGUCAGGCCUGCCGGCCUCCGAGAAUGCCGCUGAAUAGGAAGCCGCCAUUACUGGGUUAGCGAAGCAUGUGGAGGAGUCCUCUCGCAGUCUGAUUGAAGAUGACAUCUGGUUCAAGAUUGCGUGCCUGGAUCCUGUGCUUCGCUUGUUAGCCUACAUUGUUCCUAUUUCUAAUAAUGUACCGCAUGUUUUCUACAUUGUUAAACUUUGGGCAAUGCUUGUUUUCUCGGUGUAGUUUCUUCUACUUUUAGCUGUCUGCUGGGGUUGGCAUGCUCCCGCAAAGGUUCAUGUAAAGAACUGUGUUUGGUUUCAUUUCAAUGAAAUGGAGCCCGGGCUCGUGCUCUUUUCCUCUGAGAAAAAAUUAUGAUUGUAACAUGAUCUACCUUUUAAUUA
Hordeum vulgare subsp. vulgare (domesticated barley) is the source of this 4072-nucleotide messenger RNA. RefSeq names its product putative disease resistance protein RGA3. Gene Ontology annotation, molecular function: ADP binding. Gene Ontology annotation, biological process: defense response to other organism. NCBI's taxonomy places the organism in Eukaryota, Viridiplantae, Streptophyta, Magnoliopsida, Poales, Poaceae. The record is from RefSeq and is a predicted model, not a curated record. The transcript is spliced from 5 exons. The coding region runs from base 474 to 3446 and encodes 990 amino acids.